AUGUCUCAAUAUGGGGCUGGCCAAAAUGAGAUUGGUCAUCACUCUGAGAAUCAAUCAUAUACUGCCUCGAGUGUCUCUCCAAGGCCUGCUUUGGAGACCUGGAACUACCCAAAGUCCAACAUAAUCAAAGUAUUCGCCACGUUUUGGAGCUUUGUCAUGAUGGGAGCAAAUGAUUCCGCCUACGGAAUCGAAUCGCAUUACAACCUGACCUAUCUGGUCGUGUCGCUUGUAUUUCUCUCGCCAUUGGCUGGCUAUGCCCUCGCUGCGGUAUUUGCCAAUCGGUUACUAGUAAAGUUCGGCCAGCGUGGAAUGGCGAUAAUUUCUCCAGGCUGUCACCUCAUUGCAUAUAUCAUCAAUUGCGUUCAACCGCCAUACCCUGUGCUAGUCGUGUCUUUUAUAUUUGCUGGUCUAGGAAAUGGUCUAGCAGACUCCGCUUGGAAUGCUUGGAUAGGUGACAUGAAGAAUUCAAGUCAGAUCCUGGGCGUACUUCAUGGAUUCUAUGGCAUCGGUGCGGUUCUGAGCCCUUUGAUUGCGUCGUUUAUGAUCGCUGAUUCCGGCCUUCCUUGGAACUAUUUUUACUAUAUAAUGGUUGGCGGUGCAGCGAUCGAGGUAUAUUGGUGUAUGUUUGCAUUCUGGGAAGCAAGAGGACAGAAGUCGGGCACUCCGGAUGAGCUGGAAAACGUUAAUGAGAAAAUUCCUGGGUUGCGAGAAGUACUCUUCAAGAAACCCUCUGCCAGAAUUACAUGGAUCGGCGCAGUUUUUCUCCUGGGAUAUAUGGGAUUAGAGGUUGCUUUGAGUGGCUGGAUAGUGACUUUCAUGAGAGAGAUCAGGCAUGGCGAGUCAUUUUCUAGUAGUAUGACAUCGACAGGCUUUUGGCUGGGUAUUACAUUUGGCAGAGUUGUUCUUGGCUUUGUGUCGCCUUUGAUUGGUGAACAGCUUUCAAUCACGAUUUACCUUUUGCUGGAGAUCAUUUUCUGUCUGAUCAUUUAUCUUGUCCCUGAUUUUUAUGCCGGGGCCGUAGCCGUUUCAUUGCAGGGAUUCUUUCUGGGGCCGAUGUUUCCAGCCGUCGUUGUCGUCGCCACCAAGCUUCUGCCAACCAGGCUUCAUGUCACUUCUAUUGCCUUCAUGGCUGCAUUUGGCGGAGGCGGAGCGGCUGUCUUACCAUUUGCUGUAGGUGCUAUUGCUCAAGCAAAGGGCGUGGAAGUCCUUUUACCUUUCGUCCUAGCUCUUUCCGGCGCCCUUAUCUUGCUUUGGCAAGGCAUACCACGGAUCCCUAGGCCGCAACGCGAACAUUCCGAGACCGAUAGUCGGAUAAAAAAUCCAGAAACCAAUGCGUCAUCCAUCUUGCCGAGAAUAGGUGGAGUCGCAGACAUCGAGACUGGACAUGAGAAAUAA
Messenger RNA from Penicillium angulare, 1395 nucleotides. RefSeq names its product MFS transporter. Gene Ontology annotation, molecular function: transmembrane transporter activity. Lineage: Eukaryota; Fungi; Ascomycota; Eurotiomycetes; Eurotiales; Aspergillaceae. Gene Ontology annotation, cellular component: membrane. The record is from RefSeq and is a predicted model, not a curated record. The transcript is spliced from 4 exons. Bases 1 to 1395 code for a protein of 464 amino acids. Gene Ontology annotation, biological process: transmembrane transport.